Messenger RNA from Nanorana parkeri, 1530 nucleotides. RefSeq names its product vegetative cell wall protein gp1-like. NCBI's taxonomy places the organism in Eukaryota, Metazoa, Chordata, Amphibia, Anura, Dicroglossidae. The transcript has a single exon. The record is from RefSeq and is a predicted model, not a curated record. Bases 1 to 1530 code for a protein of 509 amino acids.
AUGAGUCACCGCACAGCCAGCACCCCGCACAGCCAACCGGGGACCGUCACCUCCCCAUCUAUAGGGGGCAUCACCUCUCCAGGACAAGCUUUCGGGACCCCAGCCACCCUUUCCCAGGGCAAGCUUUCGGGACCCCAGCCACCCUUUCCCAGGGCAAGCUUUCGGGACCCCAGCCACCCUUUCCCAGGGCAAGCUUUCGGGACCCCAGCCACCCUUUCCCAGGGCAAGCUUUCGGGACCCCAGCCACCCUUUCCCAGGGCAAGCUUUCGGGACCCCAGCCACCCUUUCCCAGGGCAAGCUUUCGGGACCCCAGCCACCCUUUCCCAGGGCAAGCUUUCGGGACCCCAGCCACCCUUUCCCAGGGCAAGCUUUCGGGACCCCAGCCACCCUUUCCCAGGGCAAGCUUUCGGGACCCCAGCCACCCUUUCCCAGGGCAAGCUUUCGGGACCCCAGCCACCCUUUCCCAGGGCAAGCUUUCGGGACCCCAGCCACCCUUUCCCAGGGCAAGCUUUCGGGACCCCAGCCACCCUUUCCCAGGGCAAGCUUUCGGGACCCCAGCCACCCUUUCCCAGGGCAAGCUUUCGGGACCCCAGCCACCCUUUCCCAGGGCAAGCUUUCGGGACCCCAGCCACCCUUUCCCAGGGCAAGCUUUCGGGACCCCAGCCACCCUUUCCCAGGGCAAGCUUUCGGGACCCCAGCCACCCUUUCCCAGGGCAAGCUUUCGGGACCCCAGCCACCCUUUCCCAGGGCAAGCUUUCGGGACCCCAGCCACCCUUUCCCAGGGCAAGCUUUCGGGACCCCAGCCACCCUUUCCCAGGGCAAGCUUUCGGGACCCCAGCCACCCUUUCCCAGGGCAAGCUUUCGGGACCCCAGCCACCCUUUCCCAGGGCAAGCUUUCGGGACCCCAGCCACCCUUUCCCAGGGCAAGCUUUCGGGACCCCAGCCACCCUUUCCCAGGGCAAGCUUUCGGGACCCCAGCCACCCUUUCCCAGGGCAAGCUUUCGGGACCCCAGCCACCCUUUCCCAGGGCAAGCUUUCGGGACCCCAGCCACCCUUUCCCAGGGCAAGCUUUCGGGACCCCAGCCACCCUUUCCCAGGGCAAGCUUUCGGGACCCCAGCCACCCUUUCCCAGGGCAAGCUUUCGGGACCCCAGCCACCCUUUCCCAGGGCAAGCUUUCGGGACCCCAGCCACCCUUUCCCAGGGCAAGCUUUCGGGACCCCAGCCACCCUUUCCCAGGGCAAGCUUUCGGGACCCCAGCCCCCCUUUCCCAGGACAAGCUUUCAGGGUCCCCCCUCCUCUUCUCGGUCCAGGCGGUACUGAUACACAGGAGGAGGGAACAAAGUGUCUCAGGACACGCCCCCAUCCGGAUUCCGGGGACAGAGCAUUCCAGGGAGGUGCAGCCACACUCUGGUGACUACGGGGGGGGGGAUUUCCCCUGUGGGGGUCCCCGGACACCCUCCGAUGCUACAGAGAGGGCGGAAGGCGGACAGACGGAUCAUGUCAGCAGAGAAGAGAACGAUUCAAUGUAA